This is a messenger RNA of Diachasmimorpha longicaudata, 2831 nucleotides long. RefSeq lists its product as uncharacterized. The transcript has 2 exons. The coding region runs from base 2484 to 2831 and encodes 115 amino acids. Lineage: Eukaryota; Metazoa; Arthropoda; Insecta; Hymenoptera; Braconidae. The record is from RefSeq and is a predicted model, not a curated record.
GUUCGGCUGAACAAUAAAGUCUCAUCAUUACUUUUUCUUACGACAAUCGUUGCAUUCCAGUUUUCCCAUUGCCAGACAACUUUUCCUCACGUCAUUGCAUGAGAUCAAUAAAAUCUUUCCUUCGAAAUAUGAAACUACUUUUUCGCUUGGGGCAUGCCAAUGUAUAGAGAUAAAUCUUCUAUGUAUCGUGCAUCAUUCCACCACCUGUGUCUAUACUCCUUCGGCUUAUCAUGCUAAAGAGAAUGUAUAUGUGCGUUUAUUUAUUCAGUGCUUUCAAAAUCGAGUCAGUUGGAAAUUCAUGAACGAAAUGCUCGGUAAAUGAUUGUGCAUUCAUCCGAAAUUCAUUUUCCUCCUUGUUUACUCUGUUCUCUUUUCUCGUUUUUUUUUCGCAACGAAAUUGCUUUAUGCAUCGAUCUACUCCUAGCGGACGUAAAAAUGGGCCAAAAUAUUUUUGGAGAUAAUACGAUGAAGCGGUGUAAAUGUAUCAACGGUCAAUGGGAUUAUUUUAUGGACAAGAGAAUAAAGUAGUAGUUAAUCAACUGACCAACCCAGGCUUUGAAUUCGUAGCUUGUACCGAGAGGUGCUCCGUUGUAUUUUUGAGGUGGACGUAGACGAAUUGAUGGCGGUGCAACUGCUGGUACUUCCACCGAAAAUGGAUAAGCAUUGGGCCCUCGACUUCUGAUGAGUGCUUCCUGAAAAAUACAAUGAUACGACGAAAGGCUGUGAAUGAGUUUAUCUCUACUUUUUUUUUAUCACUCUCAAUGCUGGAACUUUCAUAUAAAAUUCCCUGUAGGUAUUCUAUCGGGUUUUGCCCUCCAGUGUUUUGCUACCAUUGUCACAAACUCAACAGCUAUCUCUCAAAAGUCCAUCUGAGAAUCAACAUGGUUUUUUUCUCAGGGACAGGAGUAAAUAUCUGUGGUGGGAGAGUGUUGUUGUUGGGGAAAAGGGGGAGGCAGAUAUUGCACUAUCCGAGUUUAUUAACAUUAUUAGUGAUAGUUUAGAAGGUUUGAGAGCUGUAAACAUUUCUGAUUGAAAAAAAUACAUCUUAUUCUUGAGUAGUAUCACGGGAAGAAUUUUCUUUUACAUUUGAACAUUAUUAUUGAAUACUCAUCUUAUUAAUCAUAAAAUAUGUUAGACAUUUAGGGAGUCAAUUCACUGAUUCAAAAGUUUGAUUAUAAAUAACAGCCACAAUAAAGUUCUAUACGCAGUGAGAAUUUAAAGCAGCAGAUAUUGAUCCCCCGGAUGGUAAAAUAUAUCUGCACAAUGGCUCUUUAAAUAUGAAACAAGGAAUAAAAAAUUUUCUUACCACCCGGUUCUUGCACUAAGUAGAGUGCUGAAUAAAUACAUUUACGUGACGAGUAACGAAGAGUAAGGGUCAUUGCGUCAAGGAAUCUGAAGAGUUCACUGAAAACAAGUGAAGGAAGAAUUUAAACCAUCGUUAAGAAGAUAUAAUAGAGUGAAAUUUCUUCUGUCCCUUCUACAUUUAUGAGAUGAAUGGUGAUUUUAUCAAUAAAAUAUAUUUAGGAUUUGUGAGCAUUGUGAAUCCUCGCCCAGAUAAAUACCGAUCAAUCCUUCUUGGCAGUAAUAUCCAAUUAUAAAAAAUAUUCUUCCUUAUUUUGUGUAAUAUCUUAUAGCCUGAUAAAUCGAAUGCAUAAUCCAAUUAUCGAAUGAAUUUUUCGAUUUUAGUAAUAGAGUAUCAUUUGGUCAUUGUUUAUAGUAUUACCUCCAUUUCGGUUCAAUCACGUCAUUUGAUUUUCCGCCAUUUCCUUCGCGAGUUAAUCGAAAAGUUUUCAGAGGGGACGAGAGAAUACAUCUCCAUUUGAUUGUAGUAUAGCAUAACCACUGGUUUUGUGGAGCUAUUAAUGAAAUUACAAGAAGAGUCUAGGUGGUUUUUUUUCUUCAUCUCUCUACGAGUGAAGAAUAAUCCAGGAAGUAGAAUUGUUUCAUAUUUCAAGUGGAUAGUACCGUUGGGAAUCUUUAGUAAUAAUUUUCAAGGUAAGGUGGCACAGUAGAGCUGGGAAUUUAUCAAAACUUUGCAGUUUAAACGUGGGCCUGUGGGCUCUCAAACUUGGGAACACCGAGUAUUUCUCGCUUGUGCAUAUUUCGUGAGUUUUGUAGUUUUGCAUGAAUUGCAGAGGCUAAAGGAGUUCAAGGAUACUCGCGGAAGGAGAGGGUGAGAAUAUGGGCUUCAAUGAAGGCUGAAAAGGACUGUUUAUACGUUAUAUCGGAGGUGGAUUAUAUUGUAUAAAACUCGAAUGGAUACAUAAAGUAGGGUAGAGUUUGUGAGAUAGCUUUGUAAGCAGUAAAUUCAUGAGACGGCUUUAGCCAGCCAACUGUCCUCGGGGUGAAAAUUUUCGCGCAUCGACGCGAUGAAUUUUCAAAAUAAUAUUUGAAUGAUAAAAUUGAAAUGACCCUGACUCAAAGCGGUUAUCCUUGAUUGUGUUAUCUAUCCAAUAGCCUGAUGGCUGUUUAAUCGUGUUUUAAUGCUACUGAUUUCAUUGCCAGCUGUAUUAGCCUCUUAUUCAACUUCUUUGAACUGGAAAUUGGACACUUGUGGAUCUCACAGUAUGCAAGCGAGUAAAAUUGGUAGUGCAGCAGUCGGGCCUGGGUCACGUUCGAGGCCAAGGUCAGGUCUCGGUCUUCUGACGUCAGCGGUUUUCAUUUGUCGACAGGGAUGUACUGCUAGAGCCACCGUCGGAGUCACAAUCCCACUAAAAUACACAUUCUCGAUAUCCCCGGAGAUGAUACACUACCUUUUGAAUAUUCCGUCGCAAUUUGGUGACUCUGUUGCAUUGGGUUUUAUAAAAGGUCUGGAGCAAUUCGUAUGUUGA